UUAUAUAUUUGCUCAAACAAUCAUAUAAUUUGCGUGUUCUAUGAUUCUAUCCGGUGAGGCAAGAGCAAGGAAGGUCAUGCCAUUAUGGGCUAGUAAUAUCUUCUGACUUCAGAGUUUGCCAUACUUUAUUUUCUUAUGUCACACUCAAUGUCUCUUCCUUCUAUAUUUUACUAGCCAGCUAGGUGACAACCUGUCCUUCCCUCAGUAUGUGAUGUGUGUGUGUGUGUGUGUGUGUAGAGAGAGAGAGAGAGAGUUUUUUUUUUUUUUUUGAGCAAAGAGAGAGAGUUGUUACUCAAAAUCGAUGAAUUAUGUACACCAUGUUCAGAAACUCGUUGAAAAUAGGAAUUCGCAACUUUCAAGAUAUAGUCGCUCUCAUAUUGCUUUGGUUAAAAAAUCAAAGCUGCACACACUAAUUAAUCACUGCCAGGGAAACAUGCAAAAUUUCAUUUGAAUUCUGGUUUUAUGAAGGGUAAAGUUUAUAAAGAAGUUUGAUUAACCUAUUUAACAGAAAGAUAAGCACUUUGCAGACUAAGAAUAGCCUUUGCUUUCGUGUUGUACCUCCAAAAAGUUUGUGAGUUCCCUGAGUGUGUUGUUUGCUUUUGAUAAGACGAACCAUUGGACUCGCAUGUAAAUGAAAAAUGGCCUCCCUUACCUUUAUGAUUCUACAGUUACUUUUGAUGCCCCAGGAAAAGUCAACCCCCACAAUUUGAUGAAACAUUAGCAAGCCAGAAGGAAAUUGAUGAUUGGCUUCCAGUUACGUCUUCGAGAAAUGCGAAAUGGUACUACUCAACUUUUCACAACGUUACGACCAUAGUUGGAGCUGGUGUACUCAGUUUCCCUUAUGGCAUGGCCCAACUAGGAUGGGGUCCUGGUGUGACUGUACUAGUCCUCUCAUGGAUCAUUACACUAUAUACUCUCUGGCAAAUGGUGGAGAUGCAUGAAAUGGUUCCGGGAAGACGUUUUGACAGAUACCAUGAACUGGGUCAGUAUGCUUUUGGUGAAAAGCUGGGCCUAUUUAUUGUGGUGCCCCAGCAACUUCUCGUUGAAGUUGGUGUAAGCAUUGUCUACAUGGUUACUGGAGGACUGUCAUUGCAGAAGUUCCACCGCACCGUCUGUCCUGGCUGUGAUGAGAUCAAAGUGUCCUAUUUCAUUAUGAUUUUCGCCUCUGCUCAAUUUGUAUUAUCCCAUCUCCCCAACUUCAAUGCUAUUUCUGGUGUAUCUUUGGCAGCUGCAAUCAUGUCCUUGAGUUGUUGUACAAUUGCCUGGGCAGCGUGUUUAAAACACGGUAUUGUAGACAAUGUAGAUUAUAAGUAUAGAUCAGAUCUUAGUAAUGCAGGGAAUGUGUUAAACUUCUUUAAUGCCCUUGGCACUGUGGCUUUUGGCUUUGCUGGACACAAUGUGGUUCUGGAAAUCCAAGCAACAAUCCCAUCUACACCAGAGAAUCCAUCCAAGGGUCCUAUGUGGAGAGGAGUCAUUGUGGCCUAUAUAAUCGUGGCUGUGUGCUAUUUCCCAGUUGCUCUAAUUGGUUAUUGGGUUUUUGGAAAUCAGGUUGGCGACGAAAAUAUUCUCAUUGAAUUAAAGACACCAGAAUGGCUCAUUGCCAUGGCUAACAUGUUUGUCGUUAUCCAUUUAAUUGGAAGCUAUCAGAUUUUUGCAAUGGCAGUGUUUGACAUGAUUGAAACGGUGUUGGUGAGGAAACUGAGAUUCAGACCUACUAAAUUUCUUCGUUUUGUUGUGCGUAAUGUAUAUGUGGCCUACACAAUGUUUAUUGCUAUCACCUUCCCAUUCUUCAAUGGUCUCCUAGGGUUUUUCGGAGGAUUUGCUUUUGCCCCAACAACUUACUUUCUGCCUUGCAUAAUAUGGCUUACAAUCCGGAACCCAAAGAGAUUUAGCUUGUCUUGGUGGACUAACUGGAUUUGCAUUUCGCUUGGAGUGAGCUUAAUGAUCGUCGCACCAAUUGGAGGACUGAGGGCAAUCAUAACUGAAGCCAAGACGUACCACUUUUACUCUUAAGUUAACAUUCACACUCUCUGGUGAAAGAGUGAUGUGUAGCAUAUGCAAAUGAAUCGAAACGAAUGAAGCUGAUGGUCCUGAGGUGGAGCCAAUGACUCGUUUAUUGGGGUUCGCCUGCAAAUCUAUCAACCAGUUGAUGGAAAAGAAAACUAUGGCCAGAGGGAUUCUGUUACACAGAUGUACAUUAUAUUUGUAGCUUUCUAUUACGAGUACAUGUUGGUUGUGUUUCAUCAGGGAAAACUAGAACUUUUAUUCCUUUAAUUAUCACUCCAAUUACGAUUA
Molecule: messenger RNA, 2295 nt
Organism: Prosopis cineraria
Lineage: Eukaryota; Viridiplantae; Streptophyta; Magnoliopsida; Fabales; Fabaceae
Product: lysine histidine transporter 1-like
Exons: 8
Coding region: 847-2013 (388 amino acids)
Cellular component (GO): plasma membrane
Source: RefSeq, a predicted model, not a curated record